This is a messenger RNA of Cryphonectria parasitica EP155, 1806 nucleotides long. Its product is annotated as putative sodium/phosphate symporter. Gene Ontology annotation, cellular component: membrane. The coding region runs from base 1 to 1806 and encodes 601 amino acids. The record is from RefSeq and is a predicted model, not a curated record. NCBI's taxonomy places the organism in Eukaryota, Fungi, Ascomycota, Sordariomycetes, Diaporthales, Cryphonectriaceae. The transcript has 3 exons. Gene Ontology annotation, biological process: phosphate ion transmembrane transport.
AUGUUGGACCAAUAUACCUAUGUCUUUGCGAUAGGCACAUUUUUUGCCAUGCUCGAUGCCUACAACAACGGAGCCAAUGAUGUUGCCAACGCCUGGGCGACCAGUGUGUCUUCGAGAUCCAUCUCCUACAGACAGGCCAUGGUCCUCGGCACCAUCUUCGAGAUGUUGGGUGCUAUCACAGUCGGCGCCAGGACAGCCGACACCAUCAAGAACGGCAUCAUCCCCAACUCAGCCUUCCAAGACAACGCCGGCGUGCAGAUGCUGGCCUUCACAUGUGCCCUGGCCGCGGCCUCGACCUGGGUCAUGUGGUGCACCCGCCACUCAGCCCACGUCUCGUCGACCUACUCGCUCAUCUCGGCCGUAGCAGGCGUGGGCAUCGCGACGGUGGGCGCCUCGCAGGUCCAGUGGGGGUGGAACAAAGGAAAAGGCCUGGGCGCCAUCUUUGCAGGCCUGGGCAUGGCACCAGCCAUCUCGGCUGGUUUUGGGGCGUCCAUCUUCAUGCUCAUCAAGCUGGUCGUUCACAUCCGUAGCAACCCUGUGCCCUGGGCCGUGUGGUCCUCGCCCUUCUUUUUCCUCAUCGCCGGCACCAUCUGCACACUCUCCAUCGUCUACAAAGGCUCUCCCAACCUGGGCCUGAACAAGAAGCCCGGCUGGUAUGUCGCCAGCGUCACCAUGGGCACGGGUGCAGGUCUUGCCCUACUCGCGGCGUUGUUCUUUGUGCCCUAUGUGCACACCAAGAUCAUCAAGAAGGACCAGACUCUCAAGUGGUGGCAGUUCAUCUACGGUCCCCUCCUCUUUAAAAGGCCCGCCCCAGCCGAAAGCGAAAAGGCCAAGAUCCCCAACUACGAGGUGGUCCAAAAAUAUCACGACGAUGAGGAGGAGGAGGACGAGUCCACCACCGUCUCCGAGCUCAAGGGAGCCAGAGCCUCCACCACCCCCACUACAACAGACAGCGAGAAGCAGGCCGUCACCAACGAGGUUGCCCACCCGUCCUACAAGGAGCUGAUGGCCGACGGCGAGGCCAGGUUCCACGCCAGGCUGCUGAAGAAAAAGGGACCUCUGGGUUGGGCCAUGCGCCUCCUCCAUGACAACCCCAUGGGCGCUGGUCAGAUCUACGAGCUGCACAACAUCCGCAUUUUGCUCAAGCGCCUCCCAGCCCAGAUCGUCGUGGGUGCGCUGUACGGUCUGCACUACGACAUCCACGCCGCGCAGUCAGGCAUUGCGGGCACGCCCGAGGGUGAUCGUAUGCAGCGUGUCUAUGCUCAUGCGCAAAAGUAUCCUAACGAGGUGGAGCACACCUACUCGUUCGUGCAGAUCCUGACGGCGUGUACUGCGUCGUUUGCGCAUGGUGCGAAUGAUAUUGGUAACUCGGUGGGACCUUGGGCGGUCAUCUACUCGGCCUGGUCUACUGGUGAUGCUGCUGCUUCCAAGGCGCCUGUGCCUGUGUGGCAGCUCGCGGUCCUCUCUGCCAUGAUCUCACUGGGUCUGAUCACUUAUGGAUACAACAUCAUGAAAGUCAUGGGAAACAAGAUCACAUACCACAGCCCCAGCCGAGGCUGCUCCAUGGAGAUGGGCGCCGCCGUCACCGUGCUGGUCUUCUCGCAGUACUCGCUGCCGGUCUCAACCUCGAUGUGCAUCACUGGCGCCACUGUCGGUGUCGGUCUCUGCAACGGUACCCUCAAGGCCGUCAACUUCCAGCGGAUCGGCCUGCUUCUGACCGCCUGGAUUCUCACCAUUCCCAUUGCUGGUACUCUGGGUGGUGUGCUGAUGGGGCUGUUCCUCAAUGCGCCUCAUUUCUCUUCCUAG